AUGGCAGGACACGACCACCACCACCACCACCACCACAACAACAACCUAUCUCUGUGUUUCUGUGAUCUAAUGAGGCUGCUGUGGUCUCUGGUUGUUCCCUGUGUUUACCUCAGCCUGCUGCUGACCCUGCUGCUGCUGCUGCUCCUGCUGGGGCUCAGAAUGUGGCUGCAGGGCCAACGCAAGGCCCGCCGGGCUCAGGACGGCGGACCGGCCGUGGCUUUCUUCCACCCGUACUGCAACGCUGGAGGAGGCGGGGAGCGGGUCCUGUGGUGCUCCCUGAGGGCCCUCAUGCACCGAUACCCCGGCGUCUCCUUCGUGGUUUAUACCGGUGAUCAGGGAGUGACGGGUGAGCAGAUUCUGGAGGGAGCCAGACAGAGAUUCAACAUCAUCCUUCCUCAGCCUGUCACCUUCAUCUUCCUGAAUCACCGCAUGCUGGUGGAGGCCAGCUCUUACCCUCACUUCACCCUGCUGGGACAGAGCGCUGGAUCCAUGUACCUCGGCUGGGAGGCGCUGACAGCCUUUGUUCCUGACCUGUAUGUGGACUCAAUGGGCUACGCCUUCACGCUGCCAAUCUUCCGCUACCUGGGAGGCUGUAAGGUGGCGAGCUAUGUUCACUAUCCCACCGUCAGCACUGACAUGCUGUCUGUGGUCAGAGAGAGGAACCCCAGGUUUAACAACGCUGACUUCAUCUCUAGAAACCCUGUGCUGAGUGCAGUCAAGGUGGUAUACUACUGCUGCUUUGCCCUGCUGUACGGCCUGGCUGGCUCCUGCAGUGAUGUCAUCAUGGUGAACUCCACCUGGACGCUGGGACACAUACUGGCUCUGUGGCGCUCCCCCAGCCGCACCAGCAUCGUCUACCCGCCCUGCGACGUCAGAGCCUUCCUGGACGUCCCGCUGGAUGAUGAAGAUGAAGAGGAGGUGGAGGAGGGCUGGGAGGAGCUGGGACGAGAGCUGCGGGGUGAAGAGGAAGCAGGAGGAGACAGGAAGUGCCACUCCGUCGUGUCAGUAGGUCAGUUCCGGCCGGAGAAGGACCACCGGCUGCAGAUCAGGGCGUUUCGCAAACUGCUGGACAGGAAAGGAGACGGGCCGGGGGGGCGGGAGUCCCUGAGGCUGGUGCUGAUUGGUGGGUGCAGGAACCAGGAGGAUGAGGAGAGGGUGCUGAUGCUGCGAGGACUCUGUCAGGAGCUGGCUGUGGAGGACAGAGUCGACUUCAAACUCAACGUGCCUUUUGAACAGUUGAAGAGAGAGCUGGUGGACGCCACCAUCGGUCUACACACCAUGUGGAACGAACACUUUGGCAUAGGCGUGGUGGAGUGUAUGGCUGCAGGCACCAUCGUUCUCGCCCACAAGUCCGGGGGUCCAAAGCUGGACAUCGUGGUGCCGUAUGAGGGAGGACAGACGGGCUUCCUGGCCGACACCGAGGACGGUUAUGCUGCUGCCAUGGAAACCAUCCUGACGCUGUCACCGACAGCUAGACUGGAGAUCCGACGUAACGCCCGGCGCUCUGUGGAGCGAUUCUCUGAUCAGGAGUUUGAAGCCUGUUUCCUCGCUGCCACGGAGUCUCUGAUGAGUCAACUGGAACGAUGAGGACACAGGCUGAGGCCCAGCAUCUUUAAUGUUAAACCCACAUAUGGAGCAGAGCACUGAGGGUCAUAUCUACAUGAAAAACAUGCUAUCCAUGCUAUUAGUUAAGUAUGACACAGUGCCUCAUUUGCACUUAAAAUAAUAGAAAAAGAUAUAAGAAGGAUUUCCUGGUGGACACACAGUUACUAUCAAUAAAGGAAACAAAUAGAGGAUGUUGCAUGUGUCAAACUGACAGGUGUUUGUUUAGCUUUCAUGUGGAUGACAGGACAGCAAAAAGCACCAGGACUGUUCACCAGACCAACAGAGACAUGAAGAAGCUUUGGACCAUCCAGUAUCAGCAGGUUGUCAGAAAGCUCGUCUACUGAGACACCAUCAACAGACUGUAAAAUGUUCCAGCUUUGAAAAGCAGAUGUCAUACAACUUAAUUAGCAAAACAUUUAAGUCACAUUGGGUUUGCCAUGAAACAGUCAAUAUUAUAUCUGUUGAUAUGAAAGUAAACUUCACAGUUAUCCACAUUUAUUGCAGUGGGAAGUCAGGAUUUGGGAAAUGCUUGUUUGUAUUCUUGUGUUUAAUUUCAUACCUCUCUCAUAUUUGAUCCAGGAAGUGAAAGCAAAGGAAACUGUUGGUCCUGAGAAGGAGCAGCAGCAGUUGUUGGUCAGGAAACAGCUCCUGUAUUUAAAGCACACUGUCUCAUUUUCUUCUUCUUCUUCAGUAUGGAUAUCAGACCACUUUGGAGUCUGGCAGUCAGUCCACCACAGACAUUUCUCAACAACUGCUGGAUGGAUUUUUUGGACACUUCCCACAUUAUGUCCUCUAGCGCCACCAUGAGGUUGACAUUUCUUGUUCAGAGUGAAAUAUCUUGACAAUGAUUCAGUGGAUUGCUGAACAAUGCAAUUUGCUACAGAUAUCAGAGUUUACCAGAGGAUACAUUAUAAUGCUAAACAUGAGACAUGACAGUGAUCUCCUCAGAGGAAGACACAUGCAAAAACACAUCUUUCUAAACAUGUUUCUUUAAAGGCUUUUAUUAUUAUAUUGAGAGAAUGUUCAACUCUAAACAUGUUGACACCACUGUUGGACACAUACUGUUCACCAGAGUAGAAGUGAAUAUAUAUAUAAGGUGAUUUUGUGAAACUGAUGGCAUCAUCUGUUUGUUAAUGAAAUAGGUGUGAAGGGGGUUGCAAUGCUCUUUUUCUGUUUAGUUAAAUGAAGACUGUAUAGAUUUAAAGAAGCACUUCUAACCACAGUGGGUCUGGUGAAGGUGAUCUGACCAAAUCUGUUAUUUAUAUGUUGUCUCACUUCCUGCAUUCCUGUUUGUGAUGAGGUUCAGGCGUGGAACUGUGAUCAAGUGUAAAAUAUAAAAGUCUUUAUUUUGAUAGAAGCAUUACUAUUGAAGUGUGUUCAUGUAGAGAGGUUGUUCUCAGAAAGUCCCCUUUAAUAAAUAAUACUGCAAUAAAUG
Messenger RNA from Scomber scombrus (Atlantic mackerel), 3040 nucleotides. Its product is annotated as GDP-Man:Man(3)GlcNAc(2)-PP-Dol alpha-1,2-mannosyltransferase-like. Lineage: Eukaryota; Metazoa; Chordata; Actinopteri; Scombriformes; Scombridae. The record is from RefSeq and is a predicted model, not a curated record. Gene Ontology annotation, biological process: protein N-linked glycosylation. Bases 1 to 1587 code for a protein of 528 amino acids. The transcript has 6 exons. Gene Ontology annotation, cellular component: endoplasmic reticulum membrane. Gene Ontology annotation, molecular function: GDP-Man:Man(3)GlcNAc(2)-PP-Dol alpha-1,2-mannosyltransferase activity.